Rhinopithecus roxellana (golden snub-nosed monkey) is the source of this 1859-nucleotide messenger RNA. RefSeq names its product solute carrier family 38 member 11 (gene SLC38A11). NCBI's taxonomy places the organism in Eukaryota, Metazoa, Chordata, Mammalia, Primates, Cercopithecidae. Bases 536 to 1756 code for a protein of 406 amino acids. Gene Ontology annotation, molecular function: amino acid transmembrane transporter activity. The transcript has 13 exons. The record is from RefSeq and is a predicted model, not a curated record. Gene Ontology annotation, biological process: amino acid transmembrane transport.
AGAAACAUCCUGCAGCAUCUCCGCAUCCGGAGGAAAACUGUAUUUGGGCGAACUCCGGUGGAAAAGCGCCCCAAGCUGCCACACAGCCUAGAGAUCUUGGGGCUGCAGCCCUCGCGGCCUGCCGACGGGGCAGGGGGCGCCGGUGGAACUGGCUCCCUGCAGCUCUGCGGCCGCACGCGGACCUCUGCUGUGUGCGAGGUGGCUCUGGAGGCUGGCGGGAUGCGAGCCGGUACUCGGCCCCAGCAUCUUCUACCUGCUCAGGACAACCACGCAGCCAUGGGCUACCAGAGGCAGGACCCUGUCAUCCCACUGCAGAGAGAUCUAGAUGACAGAGAAACCCUUGUUUCUGAACAUGAGUAUAAAGAGAAAACCUGUCAGUCUGCUGCUCUUUUUAAUGUUGUCAACUCGAUUAUAGGAUCUGGUAUAAUAGUAGCCCCAUUUUGACUCUAGAGUCUGUCUUUCUUAAUAUUCCAUAACCCUUCUGUGCUCCUUAUUAUCCACUCUGCUUUCUUGGCUAGCAGGAUUGCCUUAUUCAAUGAAGCAAGCUGGGUUUCCUUUGGGAAUAUUGCUUUUAUUCUGGGUUUCAUAUGUUACAGACUUUUCCCUCGUUUUAUUGAUAAAAGGAGGGGCCCUCUCUGGAACAGACACCUACCAGUCUUUGGUCAAUAAAACCUUCGGCUUUCCAGGGUAUAUCCUUCUCUCUGUUCUUCAGUUUUUGUAUCCUUUUAUAGCGAUGGUAAGUUACAAUAUAAUAGCUGGAGAUACUUUGAGCAAAGUUUUUCAAAGAAUCCCAGGAGUUGAUCCUGAAAACGUGUUUAUUGGUCGCCACUUCAUUAUUGGGCUUUCCACAGUUACCUUUACUCUGCCUUUAUCUUUGUACCGAAAUAUAGCGAAGCUUGGAAAGGUCUCCCUCAUCUCUACAGGUUUAACAACUCUGAUUCUUGGAAUUGUAAUGGCGAGGGCAAUUUCAUUGGGCCCACACGUACCAAAAACAGAAGAUGCUUGGGUAUUUGCAAAGCCCAAUGCCAUUCAAGCGGUCGGGGUUAUGUCUUUUGCAUUUAUUUGCCACCAUAACUCCUUCUUAGUUUACAGUUCUUUAGAAGAACCCACAGUAGCUAAGUGGUCCCGCCUUAUCCAUAUGUCCAUCGUGAUUUCUGUAUUUAUCUGUAUAUUCUUUGCUACAUGUGGAUACUUGACAUUUACUGGCUUCACCCAAGGAGACUUAUUUGAAAAUUACUGCAGAAAUGAUGACCUGGUAACAUUUGGAAGAUUUUGUUAUGGAGUCACUGUCAUUUUGACAUACCCUAUGGAAUGCUUUGUGACGAGAGAGGUAAUUGCCAAUGUGUUUUUUGGUGGGAAUCUUUCGUCGGUUUUCCACAUUGUUGUAACAGUGAUGGUCAUCACUGUAGCCACGCUUGUGUCAUUGCUGAUUGAUUGCCUUGGGAUAGUUUUAGAACUCAAUGGUGUGCUCUGUGCAACUCCCCUCAUUUUUAUCAUUCCAUCAGCCUGUUAUCUGAAACUGUCUGAAGAACCAAGGACACACUCCGAUAAGAUUAUGUCUUAUGUCAUGCUUCCCAUUGGUGCUGCAGUGAUGGUUUUUGGAUUCGUCAUGGCUAUUACAAAUCCUCAAGACUGCACCCACGGGCAGGAAAUGUUCUACUGCUUUCCUGACAAUUUCUCGCUCACAAAUACCUCAGAGUCUCAUAUUCAGCAGACAACACAACUUUCUAUUGUAAAUAUUAGUAUCUUUCAAUGAGUUGACGCUUAAAAAAAUAUGUAUGUUUUCAUAGACUUUAAAACAUAACAUUUACAUGUUUUAGUCUGUAUUUAUAUUAUAUAAAAUUAGUAUUUUGGCAUUU